CUUUAAAAUGCUUGAACCCGUCUCACACAUCUCAGAGAAGCGGACGAGACGUCCACUGACCAUAAUAUAUCAGAAGUUUGAAUCCUUGGAGAUUGGAAGGAAAUGAUAAAGGAAUCUCAUCUGUGAAUCAUGGCUCUCACGGGACUGACGUUCUGCAAGUUAUGCAGCCAGCACUUUAGCACAGAGGAGGAGUUAAUGAACCACUGUUUUACUGUCGAGCACAGGAAACAGAUCUUUGAAGAUACAUCUUCUCAAUGGAAGCACCGCUGUCCAGCACAGUCAUAUAAAGACUUGAAACUGUGUGAUAGAUCCCAGACAUGCGAGUAUGGAGAUAACUGCUUGAAGGCUCACAGUAAAGAGGAACUAAAGGAAUGGAAAAAAAGAGUCAAGGCUGCUUGUAAAAGAGCUCAGGAUGCAGCCGAUCAGGGUCUGCUGUCCUAUCAAGACCGCCUUCUAGAGGAAUAUAGGCACAGCAAGGAUAAAGAGAGGAUUGUGAGUGACAUCAUUGACACACCUGACGUCAAAGUCACCUGUGACACAGAUUCAGACUGUGUUUUCGUAAGGCAAAUAGGGAUCUCAUGUACAUGGAAUUUUACUAUUACGUCUAAGGAACCUUUAGAAGUUGUUGCUUUACUCCGACAAGAUGCCGGAGCAACCUUCACCCUUAAUAAAGACCCCCGCACAAAACAGACGUAUUCCAUGGGUGACUGGUUUCUGACUAGAGUUCCAAAAGUAUAUGACAUCGCAGUAUCCUUCACAUCUGACCAGCCAGGUCUGUACGAGCAAUGGCUCAUAUUUGACUUUAAUAUGAGACCUGUACUACGGCAAAAACUCAGGGUCAAUGUUGGAAAGGACAUAAAAGUGGCACAUUGUUGUGAGGAAACAUCAGACUUGACUCCAGCACCUGAGGUUCUGCAAGAACCAAGUGAACCACCUACUGUUAGAAUUAUUGAGCCAUGGAAUGAGGAAAACGUGAAAAUUGUGCCUUUUUCUGAAAGAGCAGAGGCAGAGAGAGCGCUGCUAAAUAAAUACAAGCUUUUUGUGAAACCCCAGAUGAACCGAACAAUGACUCAUGAAAAUUAUAAAGAGAGCAUGCACAUGUUUUUAUACCAGGAGGAAAAGGAAGAAGGUCAACUACUUGCCAGGCUAAAUCAGCAAGGGUCUGUGCAGUUGACAGACAAUCUCUUUGAUCUCUGGUUUGGAUUGAAAUGUGCUCUUCCGGGUGAACUUUUUGCAGUUGUGCAUCUGUCUCACCCAUUCACCCCUGAUACUCCUCAAGGUUACAUCAUGAAAAGACAUAGCAUCAAAGCUCUUGUGCAAGUCGUGGACAGUGAUGCACCUAUUUAUGAGGUGGCGCUGCUAAAAGAUGCUGUCACUGAGACACAAGUACAUCUUCAGCUUUCCAAACAAUGCUGCACUGAUCUUGUUCUGCAGAAUAAGCAGAAAUGUGAGAUGGAGGUCCAAUUCCAACUAAGUCGUCUUUGGUUCUGUGAGAUGCACAAGGCUAUUGAUGAUCUCAGAGACCUGGACAAGGUUUUGCCUGAUCUGAAGAACCACACCAUUCAUAUUUCAAACCAGUCAGAUACAGGGGACUUAAAUGAGCAGCAAAAAGCUGCAAUGAACUUCAUCCUGAGUACAACAGACAACACGGACAGUGUGCCACCUUUGUUGAUUUAUGGACCUUUCGGAACAGGGAAAACUAUGACCCUCGCCAAUAUGGCCCGGACUCUUGUGCAGCAACCGCAAAACAAAAUCUUGAUUUGUACACACACAAACAGCUCAGCUGAUCUUUAUGUUGAAAAACAUUUCCACAAAUAUGUAACUGAUCAUCCUGAAGUCAGACCCCUGAGAAUAAAAGCAAUGGAAAAGAGCCAACAAUCCACUGAUCAUAUCACACGACAGUACUGUCAUUUAUCGAAGGAUGGCCAUUACUUUGAAUUUCCCGAUAAAGCUGUUCUGGAUUCUACACGCAUCAUAAUAACAACAACUUCAAUGGCUCGCUACUUCCUCGGCAUGAGGCUCCCUGAAAACUACUUCAGUCACAUUCUGAUCGAUGAAGCCUCUCAGAUGUUGGAGUGUGAAGCUCUUAUGGCACUGGGCCUGGCAGGUAAGACGACGCAUGUUGUUUUAGCAGGAGAUCACAUGCAAAUGGGACCCAAACUCUUUUCUGUGACACAAGAAAAAUGCUCAGACCACACGCUGCUCAAUCGCCUUUUCUAUCACUACCAAGCUGAAAACAGUACCGCAGCCAAACAAAGUCGAAUCAUUUUUAGUGAAAACUACCGCUCUACAAAGGACAUUGUGGACUUUUUAUCAGAACAUUUUUAUGAGAUGAGCAAUCAAAGAGAUGUGAGAGUGAUCAAGGCAAGAGGAAAUGUGCCCUCUCAUCCAGAGCAACAUGCCUUGCAGUUCCAUCAUGUAAGAGGGGAAUGUCAUUUAGACCCAACAAGCAUGUCCUGGUUCAAUGCAGAAGAAAUUCAAAGUGUUGUUGACAUUGUGCAAGAGAUAAUGAGAAACUGGCCUACUGAGUGGCAUGAUCAAGAUCCAGCAUCAAUCUGUGUUCUUUCACAAGGUCGACAGGUAAAUGAAAUAAGAAAAAGACUUAAAAGACGCAAUAUCACUGUGGAGAAUGCAGAAAAUGUGCAAGGAAAACAAUUCCGAGUAAUUGUGAUUUCCACUGUGCACACCAAGGACAGCCUGCUGGAGACCAACCUGUCCUGUCUCGAGUUUUUCAAUGACAGACGUGUACUGAACACUGUUAUGACAAGGGCUCAAUCUCAAAUAGUUGUAGUUGGAGAUGCAGCUGCACUCUCUCACUUUGGAACAUGCUGUAGACUUUGGAUGUCUUACGUAGAGCAUUGCAUUCACAAGGGAAGUGCCCAUCACCUUGUAGAGAAUUUCUGGAAACAGGAUCUCCUUGAGUUAUCAAAGCUCUCCAGAAGUGAAGAUGAAGAUAGCAGCGAUAGUGAAUCAACCACAUCUGAGAUUUCAAACAUAGAUGACCCCAUACUUAAAGAGCUUCUUGAUAAUGAAGACAUAAACAUCCCAUUGACAGAUGAAGGCUUGUUUCCUGUUUUACAAAAUGAACUUGUCAGAAAUUAUGUCGACCAAAUCCACGAAGGAGAUUCUAGCCUUCCACGGAACAACUCUUCUGUGCACAAAUGCGAAUUAGCCAUAGAAAGCUUUUGGAAAGGUUAUGCUAGAUCACUUGAUGACCCCACAGUUAGAAUUGCCAUCAAGGGCAGAAAAAAUAUGGGACAUUCAUUCCCUGGAGACAAGGUAGAAGUGGAAAUCACAAAUCAUAAAUCAAAUCCUCCAAUGGGAAAAGUAAUCCAGGUUCUUGAAAGUGCAGAUACCCUUAAAGAAUUUGUCUGCACCAUUGAAAAACAUGACAGGCAGGUGAUGACACCAAUUAACCCAUGUAUUUGCAAAAUCUUUACUCCUUUUUGGAAGGACAAACCAAAUCACAUUGCAGUACGAAAUCCACAGGACCACACAAUACAGAGGUUCAUAAAAAUAAAUGAAGAAACCCACAGAAAUUAUCUCUUUGUUGUUAGGGUCCUUAAGUGGAGAAAGGAUUGCGUGUUUCCCUUGGGAAUUGUUGUGGGACUGUUUCCAAAAAUAAAAUCUCUAGAAGAUGGUUUGAAGGUACUUGACAUAGAGUUCCAGUUGAGGAGGGCACUUCCUUCAGCUGUGGAAAGAGAGAUGCACGAUUUUCAAGGUCUCCAAGUGUUUGAAGAUGGACGAGAAGAUUUCAGAGGUCUCUCAGCAUUUACCAUAGAUUCAGACGUUUCAGAGGACCUUGAUGAUGCAAUCAGUGUGAGGGAUUUAGGAGAGUGCUAUGAAAUAGGAGUUCACAUUUCUGAUAUUGCAAGCUAUGUUAGCAAGGACAGUGAACUGGACAAAUAUGCAAGACAGCAGUGUACUACAUUCUAUUCCCCUGAGAGGGAGCCAACACAUAUGUUUCCUAAAGAGCUAAGUGUCAAGUUUUUCAGUUUAAUCCCUGACUGCGACAGACGGGCCAUCUCUUUGAUGUCAGAAGUUGACAAAAAUACAUACCGUAUAAAAAGGAGAUACUUUGUCAAGUCCGUAAUUCGCUCCAAAAGGAGGUUUUCUUAUGGUGAAGCUGAAGAUAUCCUUAAAAAGGUUCAGCAUUUUGACCCCCUUGAAGUCUGCCUUGUGAUAGCAUGCUACUUUGCAGAUGUACACAGGAAAUACAGGAAACAAGAAGACUGGUGCUACAAAGCUCCAGAUGAAGAUGUUCCCCUCGGAAGACGACGAUCCCACAGAAUUAUUGAGGAGCUGAUGAUCAUGUUUAACCACACGGUUGCUGAUCGGCUUCUGUUUGAUGCAACAACAAGGAGCCUGACUCCAGUCAGAUGCCAAGAAGUGCCAAAAUUCGCUGAAGUUGAAGACCUUUUGGACAAGAAUGCUUCUUUGGUUCCUCUUUCUGCUCACCUCUCAUGUCAAGCUGAUUCAUGUAAAACUAAUUCUCACACAAUGAGAGGCCAAAGGUUGGGUAGCGCUUACAGCAGCAUCCCAAACCUAGAGGUAGCUGUUUCUGAAACCUUUCCUAUAUUGGUAUCACUUUUGGAAUGUCUUAGGACAGCAGCACAGGACAGAGACAUCUACAGCAUUAUUGACUUUAUUACAACUGAUGACAUUCAUCCUCAGCUUCUUCCUAUUGCUAUUGCAUUUAGGAAACUCUUUCAGAGAGCGUAUUUUUUGCGCUCAAAUUCAACGCAUACCUCAAGAAUUGGGCACUGUGAUUUAGAUCUUGACAGCUAUACAUGGGCCUCAUCUCCAAUCCGAAGAUACAUAGAUGUCAUUGUGCAACGUCUUCUUCAUUCUGUGAUUGACAAGACAGAUGUCAGUUACACAUCAAAUGACAUUCAUCUUUCUUGUCUUGAAUUUUCAAGAAAAAAUGACAAUCAGUCAGCAUAUGACAAGAAAGUACAUGCCCUACAUUUUGCAUCAAAACUGUCGAUUCGAAAUGAGAGGAAAGUGGCAUACAUUGUUGAACUCACUCCUUCAGGGAAUAACUUUAGAGUGUCUUUUCCACUUAACAGAGACUCUAUGCCAACCAAGACAGAAAUUAUGUAUAGGGACCUUCAGCUGGCAGAUCAACCACAGGUUGAUGACACAAACAGCAGCAUGAUCUUGAAAUGGGUGCGUAGGAUAUAUUCAUUCUCCAAUCCUGACAUACACGCUGAAGUCAAACAACAAAAUCCAAACACAGUCAUGGCGUAUGUCUCCACAGAGGCGUGGAAAUGCCUAGUAGCUGCUCUCAGAGAUGAAAAUUGGGAAUUGAUGUUUUCCUUGAUUGAUAAGCUUGCCUCAACAACUUCCGUACGACUAUCCAAGAAAAGACUGACACAAGGCCAACAUUUAGGAGCAGACAAAUUUGAUCCCAUACAAGACCAUUAUGUUGAGCUGUCACUGAGAUUAAAGCAAGGUGAUGCGGUCGAGGUGCAGCUAGGCACAUCUACAAUUCGAGGAUUACUGACACCAGCAGUUCAGCUGUUUGCUGUGCAUCCAAAAUUUGAGAUCUGUUUGGAGCAUGUGAAAGAUCCAAUCAAGUGUUUUUCAAAAUAUGCAUCCCACUCAUCAAGGAAUUCAUACAACACAUAUAUGGAUUACCAGGCAACAUGGGCACCUAUUUGUGAAAUGGAGUCAGUAACCAGCGCUGUGGCUGAAAAUGAGAGCAUUGUUUUAGAAGAUGUACCAUUGAAAUGGGAAACAUCUCAGCCAGAAAAGCUUCAGGGUUUUUUUCUACUUCCACUGAAUAAAAAAGCUCAGUGGUCUAUUGAAUCUGACCUCAAGAAGUGUUACCUUUGUAUUAGAUCUAGGAUUCACAAAAAUCAAGGGCGUCCAUAUUUGGAGAACUCUCAGUGUGCUGAUCUAAUGAAUAUCCAAACGAUCAUCUGGGUAGCACAUGGUGUAAUCACUGAAGAAAAGAAAUCAACUACUGAAGAAAAGAGAUCCAAACUAUCUGAAAAUUUACAGAUUAAUUUUCGGAUUAACCAUAUGCCAAUGACAAAAAUUCCAGAUGUGAUCUUCUGCGAGAGUACACGAUUCACAGUGGAGCUAGUUCCAAAGCUUCUGCCAGAUGUACGCAAAGAGAAUGCACUUGCCAGUCUGACCAAAGCUAACCAACUUGUGAAAAAUAUUGCCAUUGGCAGGAGAAUCAGCUCUGAAAGCGGAUGUACAUUCUCGCAGGGGAUAAGAACAAGAUUUGAAAUCAACAAUUAUCUGCCUUCGGGAUUUCAUCUUAACGAAAGUCAAUGUACAGCAAUAAGAAAAGCGCUGGUCAACCCGUUUACUCUUAUCCAAGGACCACCGGGGACUGGAAAAACAGUUGUUGGUGUCCAUAUUGUGUACUGGUUACUUGAGAAAAUCCAAAAACUCCCUACUGCUCAAAAGAAAAGAGCCAUUCUGUACUGUGGACCUUCAAAUAAAUCUGUUGAUGUCGUAGCAGGUCAUCUCCUAAAACUUCAAAAAGAACUUCGACCUCUGAGAGUCUACAGUGAUCAGGUGGAGAUGUUGGAAUUUCCUUACCCAGGCUGUAAUCUAAAACUGUCACGGCAUUCCAAAAGAGUGGAAAAACCCAAUACAGAUCUCAGUUCCAUUGCACUCCACCAUCUGAUUCGAAAGCAUACCAACCCAUCCUCUGCACAAAUACAGGCUUUUGAUAUGAAAAUUCAAAGAGGAGAUCAACUCACUAAAGAAGAAAUGAAAUGCUACAAAGACGUCCUCCAAAAGGCUCGGAAACAUGAAUUAUUACGGCACGAUGUCAUCUUGUGCACCUGCACUGCUGCCUCACAACCUGCAUUAGCUGAUGCCCUUGACUUAAAACAGAUCAUCAUUGAUGAAUGUGCCAUGGCAACAGAACCGGAAGCCUCUAUUCCUCUAGUGGCCCAUAAACCUGAGCAGAUUGUUCUUCUCGGCGACCAUAUGCAGCUACAACCUGUUGUCCAUUGUGACGUUGCGGCGAGGUUGGGCAUGAAUACAUCUCUUUUUGAACGUUACAUGGAGAACGCAUUGAUGCUUGAUGUUCAAUACAGAAUGCAAAAAGACAUUUGUGCAUUUCCAUCCAAGCAGUUCUACGAUGAUAUGUUAAAUACUUACAAACCACACAAACCGGGUCUUUUCCUAAAUGAAUUUCAAGGCCAAACGUCUAUCAUCUUCGGUCAUGUCGAAGGGAAAGAGAGAAGUCUGGUGGUCUCAACCGAACACGGGAAUGAAAAUUCAAAGGCAAAUGAAGAAGAGGCUAAAGAAACGGUGCGGAUCGCCAGACUUUUGAUUCGGACUGGAGUACAACGGAACGACAUCGCUGUUUUGACGCCGUAUAACGCGCAAGUGGUAAAUAUCAGCGAGACGCUGCGGCGCGAGGGCGUGGGUGACGUCAUAGUCAACACCAUCAUGAAGAGCCAAGGGAGUGAAUGGAAAUAUGUCAUCUUGUCUACUGUGCGCUCUUGUCCCGAGUCAGAUAUAGAGCCACAGCCAACCAAAUCCUGGAUUACAAACCGUCUUGGAUUCAUCAUGGACCCUCACCAACUCAAUGUGGCCAUCACUAGAGCACAAGAAGGGCUGUGCAUCAUCGGUAAUGAGAACUUGUUAAGGUGUAGCACCUUAUGGAGAAACCUUCUGGAUCACUAUCAGACGAAAAGAUGUGUGGUGAAUCCUGCAAGCAAAAUCCAGGUUCGAAAACCUAUGUGACCUCAGGCCCUGGGUGAAAUUACAGACGAUGACUCGCUUUUUCUCCUAUCCAAUCAUUUUUCUUAUCUUUUAAUAUUAGUUAUGAACUAUACAUAUCUCUACCUUUACCAAUUUGUACUGUAAAAUUUGAUAAGAUCUUGUAAAUUAAGAGUUUGAGAAUACUGUAUAGCAGACAUUUAGUGGGUUUCGUGCACCCACGGAUUUUAAAUAUACUAUUAUAAUUUAAUGAUUUGCUUAUAUUUAUUUAGCUUUAGCUAACAUUAUCUAGUUUUGUGUUUUAUAAGCAUAAGCAACUAUUAUGUGUAACCCAUGGACACCAGAAGGACAUUUAUCUAUUUAUUUAAUACAAUAUUAAUACUUAAUUUGCUUUGAUGAUAAGAGGACCAUAAAGUUAACAGAUGUAAACAUACAAGUAAUAUUUUAACUGUACAGAAAUGCUGUGUAGACAAUAAAGUAAAAUAUUCAGUGAAUAUGCUUGCAAUGUUAAUAUUUGACCACCUGAUGGCAGCAUACUAUGUGAAUGAAGUGACUACAUAAUGACGUGUGUGUGCUUGCGUGUUUGUCAAUUUGCAUAAGUGAUUGGAUUAUAUAGCAUAUAUAUUUAAAUUGAUUUGUGUUAUGUAUUUACAUUUAUUCAUUUGGCAGACGCUUUUAUCCAAAGCGACUUACAAGUAAGAGAGCAUAUAAACAUUUUGUCAACAUAUUUGUUGAAUAUGUACCUGAACAAGUUGCUUCACAUGUUCUCUCCUGUACUACUACUUACGUUUAUGGGGGGUUCUGCAACGACGGGCACUUUUGACUGUCCAAAAUAAAAAAUCAACCCCGCCUGUGAAUUUUAAUUU
This is a messenger RNA of Triplophysa rosa, 8561 nucleotides long. It is a transcript of the gene helz2a, whose product is annotated as helicase with zinc finger 2a. The transcript is spliced from 21 exons. Bases 130 to 7719 code for a protein of 2529 amino acids. Lineage: Eukaryota; Metazoa; Chordata; Actinopteri; Cypriniformes; Nemacheilidae. The record is from RefSeq and is a predicted model, not a curated record. Gene Ontology annotation, molecular function: RNA binding; 5'-3' DNA helicase activity; ATP hydrolysis activity.